AUGUCCCACUUUGACAAAAACCUCUCUUCCUCUUCCUCACAAGACGAUAUCUCCCUUUUUCUCCAUCAAAUUCUCCUCCGUUCUUCUUCCUCUUCCUCUUCCUCUUCCCAUCUCAUGCCUGGAUCCAUCCUAUCAAACCCACUUCAACAUGCAAACAUCUCACCCCUUCAUCCUACUACCAGACCAAACCCUUCCUCUUCUGUCGGAGGAGGACUCAGUGGUAACGACACUGAUGAAUAUGACUGUGAAAGUGAGGAGGGUGUUGAAGUGUUGACAGAAGAAGCUCCAACAAAAUCUGUACCUUCUAGGAGUUCUUCAAAGAGAAGUAGAGCAGCAGAAGUUCAUAAUUUGUCUGAAAAGAGAAGGAGGAGUAGGAUCAAUGAGAAAAUGAAGGCUUUACAAAAUCUGAUACCUAAUUCUAACAAGACUGAUAAGGCUUCAAUGCUAGAUGAAGCUAUUGAAUACCUUAAACAGCUUCAGCUUCAAGUACAGAUGCUGUCAUUGAAAAAUGGAUUAAGUUUGCACCCUAUGUGCUAUCCCGAAGGCUUGCAGCCUCUGUCGUUGUCUCGGUUGAGUAUGGAAUUGAGUGACGGAAACCGGUCUACCCCUUUAAACAUGACAUCUACUUUGCCUCAUCCUCAAGACAACAACCCUCUGCUCUAUGCAUCCAAUCUUCCUAACAAAAACACAUUGACGAGUCAGCCGUCGAUGUCCUCCUAUCCUUCGUAUGUUAACAAUGCAGAAACUUCUUUUGCGGUGGAAUCCCGAAUCCCAUCGCAUAAAAGACCUCUUCAACAAACUUCAGAGGCGGUACACGGUGAAGACAUGUUGCCGAACCAGACCCAGCAAUCAAAUGCAAUCUAUUCUGCUACCAAUCUAUUAGGUGGUUCUCAAGGUGUCGAAGAAUUUGAGUCAGGCAUGAUGGUUGCACCUUCUACUAACAACUCUUUGCAAACGUGUAUCGCCGGAAGAGACCAGUCAGGUGCGAUCAUGAGAAGUAGCGGGCCAAAUGCUAUAUUCACAUCGCAGUUAAGUAGCUAA
Lathyrus sativus (Indian pea) is the source of this 1041-nucleotide messenger RNA. The record is from the annotation of a GenBank genome assembly. Lineage: Eukaryota; Viridiplantae; Streptophyta; Magnoliopsida; Fabales; Fabaceae.